AAGGUGACACGUGAAAUGCGCGACUACAUCCAGCGAAUGGACCAAAACGCGGUACCACCACGCUUAAUCUGGAGCAACAUGCUUCGUGCACCUGAAAUACUGACUCCAGUGCUUGGGUUUCCGACGUGCCCUCAAGUUCUGCGUAGUGUCAAGUACAAUCGAUGGCUGCAGGGGUCUAAAAACUCUAUU
Molecule: messenger RNA, 189 nt
Organism: Phytophthora sojae
Lineage: Eukaryota; Oomycota; Peronosporomycetes; Peronosporales; Peronosporaceae
Exons: 1
Source: RefSeq, a predicted model, not a curated record